UAUAGAUGGCUUCUCCCCAUGUCUAACUCUUUACUCAAAUUUGGGCACGUGGUAGCCUUAUCAUCUCAUUCCCAUAGUUCUUAUCUGUAAUGUUGUUUUCCAAGGUGCAAAAUGUUGCAUUAUUUGUGUCCUCUCUUCUGACUCUUUUUCUCUCUCUCCGUCUGAACAACUAGAGGGAAGAACGUAUUGUGGAGGAAACCACCUUCCUCGUCUGUAAACUCCAUGGCGAAGUCGACUGUGAUUUCUUGUGAACAAAAUUGAGGCUUCAAAAUGCCCGUUUGAGAGAUUAGUGCCGCUGCCGAAGAGAGAAAGUAGUACCGGUAUUCAUCGCGUCGAAAACCUACCACCCUUGCAUCUCUUCGUGAUCUCUUUCCCACCAAGACAUACAGAUGGAGCUUCAACAUUUCAGCCAUGAGCAUCCAUUGAUCCUCAAAGAAGUGCAAAAGGAGGGUGAAGAUAUUUUAUCCACGUGAGAUGUUCAAUUAUGACUCCAGAGUCUUUAAGAGGUGGUGAAAAUGAGAAUGAAAUUGAUCAAUCAACCGACCUUAAUCUACUACACUUACCAGUGACCGAUGGUUCCUUAGAACUAGCUAAACAUUUUGGUAAACAUACCAAUCUUGAAGAUGUUGAGAGAGAGGCAGAGCUCAUCCAUUGGAGCCACGAGCAUCCAUUAAUCCUUUUUGAUGUGCGAAAGGACGAUGAUAUCAAGGAUGGGAUUAUCCUAUGUGAUGGUUGUGUUCUACCAGUAUCAUUUCCUUUUUACCAUUGUGGUCAAUGUGAUUAUUUUCUCCACUUAAAUUGUGUUAGGUUACGAAGAGAAUUGGAGUUCCCAAUUUACCAUGAACACCCACUGCAACUUUCUCAGCAUAGUAAAUUCUACGAGACCUACUGGUGCAAUGCUUGUCGUGUAUACUGUUGGGUUUUCUCACGAUUUGAAUCCACUAACAAACACACACAAUCGAAGAACAAAUCAAGAAUAUAA
This is a messenger RNA of Ilex paraguariensis (yerba mate), 982 nucleotides long. The record is from the annotation of a GenBank genome assembly. Lineage: Eukaryota; Viridiplantae; Streptophyta; Magnoliopsida; Aquifoliales; Aquifoliaceae.